Molecule: messenger RNA, 1302 nt
Organism: Scylla paramamosain (green mud crab)
Lineage: Eukaryota; Metazoa; Arthropoda; Malacostraca; Decapoda; Portunidae
Product: serine/arginine repetitive matrix protein 1-like
Exons: 2
Coding region: 1-1302 (433 amino acids)
Source: RefSeq, a predicted model, not a curated record
AUGGUCACUUAUCUCGCAAACACAGACAGAAGAAGAACCCUCCCAUCUCCAGCCAACCUUUCCAAGAUGCCCAAGAAAGGCAAGCAGCAAGCACCACAGCAGGAGUCUUCCCCGAGUCUGCAGGAGGAAGAAACUGGUGAUGUUCCUCCUGAGGUUCCUGACGACACUGACGUUCCUGAUGUGGAAGUGGUGAAGGUACAACCUGUUGCUGGGCUCUCCAGGAAACGCACUCGGCCAUCCAAGAAAGACGUUCAGGACUACCCCUUCAACGACGACCAACUGAGGGAGAUAGCAAACUACGUCCAGUUGCAUCCAGAGCUCUACGAUAAGCGGAACGAGAAGUGGCUGAAUCCGGCGUGGAAGGAGAGCCUCUGGAAGGGACCUGGCCCAAACUUUCUCGGACUGUUCUCACCAGCAGGUGAAGAAGGUGGUGGACAAGAAGAGAACAGAUUUUGGGAAAAUCGAGAAGAGGGAGAGCAAGAGUGGAUCAGCAGCCAGGCCGAGGACGCAGAGGGAGCAGAAGAUCGUCGAGGUUUGGGCCUUCCUGGCAGGUCACAUCGCCCACGAAAGAGGAAGAGGAAGAAGGAACGGCAGGAGGAGGAACUAUCCAGCCCACGAUCCACCAAAUCUACCCAGGAGAGCAGUGCCAUCCAAGAACUACUCCAGAGUGCACAGCUGCUAGCUACACGAAAACCACCAGUCGAGGGACCUGACGCUGACAUCCGGCAGUUUGUUGAAUUUAUGUACACUCGCCUGAAGAAGGUUUCCCCCAUGCAUCAUGGAGUACUCUUCUCCAAGAUCGCGUACAUGAUCAGCCUCAUGGAGGAACCAGUGAUGGCCAGGAGUGCUAUUAAAGACCCGAGGAGGUUGCUGGAUUCUGUGCCCAUGCCACUAGGAGUUGCGAGCCCAUCGCACCUGUGGCAGCCUCCUGCACCGCCUACUCUUGCUCCUGCUCCUCCUCCUCCUCCUCCUCCAGUCUAUCAUCAGCCGCAGUACCAGCAGCCACAUUACUCGCAGCCCCAAUACCAACAACAACAGUACCAACAGCCUCAACAACAAUACCAGCCUCAACAAUCAGAACAGCAACAGUUCCCUCAGCAGCCACAGCAGCAGCAGGUGCCCACCCCAAUACAGUGGGAAUCUAUACUCGGCUGUUCACCGUCCCCCGUCAAGACCCUGCAGCACACAAGUACGACCACCAAACUCCAGGGCCAGAAGACGAAAUCGCCGGCGAAAAAGGCCAUAAUGUCCCCCAUGAUCGAGACGCCGAAGGGCUACGAGGCGGAGGAUAGCGACGAGUAA